Messenger RNA from Caenorhabditis elegans, 945 nucleotides. Lineage: Eukaryota; Metazoa; Nematoda; Chromadorea; Rhabditida; Rhabditidae. The record is from the annotation of a RefSeq genome assembly.
AUGACAGAUCCUGACGAAAAUGCGAAUCUCCUUAUGCUCCGCCAGGAUAAAAAUGCCCAGCGGGCUUGUAUUCUGUACGAAAUCCUCCAGAAAACCGAAAUUUCACACGCUUUUGACAUUUUCUGCGAUGUUUUCGGAGAAAAUGCAAUGGAAUAUCGUGAAUUUGAGUUUUUCUUCUAUCAAUUGGGCAGUGAAUUAAGAUUCAACCCGAAAAGUCUUUAACUUAUGGAGCUUCCGGACGAUAUGCUCAAUGAAAUUUUCAACUACGUGAAGCCAAUCGAGCUAUUCCCAAUUCGAAAAGUGUCUCGUCGUUUCCGUGACGUCAUCGACAGCCGAGCUCCCGGAUUCAAAAAAAUCGACUUGGACAUUGCCAAUUUAUACUUUAUCAUGAAUUUCGACGAUGAUGAGAACAGCGUUCGGUACCGCCGUGAGGAACCCGAGGAUGAAAGAUUCAUUAUUGCAUACGGGGAACAAAAAGUCAAUGUGGAAAGCGGUUGUAAUGUUACAGCUGGUCUCUCCGAUCUGUACCGAAUCAUGAAAAAUCCGAAAUUCUCACUUGAAACUCUCGACGUCACAUUCUACAAAUACCUCCGCGAAGAGAAUAUGGAACUCGUUAAAAAAAUGCUGAAAAAGCUGAAAUCCGUUGAUGUUAACACUGUAAUCCUCCGUGAUCCCUUCGGCUCCACUAAUCAUCACGUUCUUCCGUAUUUGAAGCCGGGAAAACUCGAGGAAAUUCAAUUCGUUCCGCAUUCCUAUGUCUCGUCGUGUCAUGAGAUUCUCAAGACGAAGCAGUUUAAACUUGCCAAGCGAUUCUUUUGGGAAGAUCAAGAGUGGAAAAUGUCGAAAGACACGAAACUUGGGAAGUUUUUCCACUUGGAACACUUUACUACUUCGGUGGAAGAAUUCACAAAACAAGACGCGAGAAAAUUAAAAAUGUUCUCAUGA